AUGAUCGGCGUGCGGAGGGGCGGCCGGGUGUCCAUCCCGCUACUGGCCCUCCUGGCCUUCGGCUUUGUGGCCCUCUUCUGCCUCGGUGUCCUCUGGGUGGGCCAGGGCGCCCCGAUGUCGCGCAUGAUCUCCGCCCGGGUGUCCCUCAGCCUCGGGGGGAAUUUGGCCGGCGGCGCCGACGGCGGCGGCGAUCCCGACCAUGAGGAUGCCCCCGGGCCCGGCACCGCCGUCCGUCGGCCCUGGUUCAACAACGACAUUCGCCUGGACGGGGAGAACAUCUGCCGUCAGGCGGCCGCCGGGCCACGCGACGAGCCCCUCGACGGGGUGGCCGUCGACUUCCCCAAGGAGUGGGGCGUCUUCGCCAUCGGGUCCUACCCGCGCUCCGGGAACUCCUUCCUGCGACUGCUGCUCGAAAAGUGGACCGGCGUCUGCACCGGGUCCCUGUAUAAUGACCAUCGGCUGCGGAACUCCGGCUGGCGCUGCGAGGGUCUGGUCGACACGGACACCGUGCUGUUCGUCAAGUCCCAUGACCCGAUGUUCCGCCGCCAUGCCCAGGAGCUGGAGGCCCCCUUCGAGCGCGUCAUCCACAUCAUCCGCAACCCCUUCGACUCCAUCCGGUCGUACUACCACCUGGAGCAGACUGGCACCCAUGACUUCCACGAUGACAAGGCCCGCCCCGAGAAGUGGGACUACUAUGCCCGUAAGCAGCCCGGCCUGUGGCUGGAGAACUAUAGAUACUGGGCCGCCUUCAAGGACCGCGGCGUGCCGUACAUCCUCAUCCGCUAUGAGGACCUCCGCGCCAACCCCUGGGGCGAGCUCGAGCGCGUCCUCCGCUGGCUGGUGGAGAGCAGCUCGGUCGGCGACCUGGAGGGCUCGCUGGCCACGCGGCCCGAGUACCAGGAGGUCCGCGAGCGCCUGCAGCGGGACCUGGCCCACCGGCUGGCCACCUGCGCCAUCCGCUACAACCCCACGUGUGCUCUUCCGAUCUGCGAGCUCGAGCGCGUCCUCCGCUGGCUGGUGGAGAGCAGCUCGGUCGGCGACCUGGAGGGCUCGCUGGCCACGCGGCCCGAGUACCAGGAGGUCCGCGAGCGCCUGCAGCGGGACCUGGCCCACCGGCUGGCCACCUGCGCCAUCCGCUACAACCCCCUGAACCAGGGCGGCGUCGUGGCCGAUGAGGGGUACUCGCCGCGGCGCGAGGGGGGCGGCGCCGGCGGCCGCUUCGACGACGACUCCCCGGCCCUGGACAUGGUCGACCACCGGGGCGGCGACGCCCUGGGCAUGGGCGGCAUGUACGGCUGGCCGAGGCACUCCGACCGCCGGGCCUUCUCCCGCGCCCAGAUCGCCCAUGUCCUGCGCACCACCUACCCGGUCCUGUGCGAGGAGCGCGAGUUCAACUACGACGCCCUGCUGCAGGAGCGCUUCCAGAUGGGCUGCGACGACCUGCGCGGCAUCUGA
Fonticula alba is the source of this 1455-nucleotide messenger RNA. RefSeq lists its product as hypothetical. The record is from RefSeq and is a predicted model, not a curated record. Bases 1 to 1455 code for a protein of 484 amino acids. NCBI's taxonomy places the organism in Eukaryota, Rotosphaerida, Fonticulaceae. Gene Ontology annotation, molecular function: sulfotransferase activity. The transcript has 5 exons.